Messenger RNA from Lipotes vexillifer (Yangtze River dolphin), 831 nucleotides. The record is from RefSeq and is a predicted model, not a curated record. NCBI's taxonomy places the organism in Eukaryota, Metazoa, Chordata, Mammalia, Artiodactyla, Lipotidae.
AUGAGUGAGCUCCGCCAGCCUGAGGCCGACCUUCAGGCCCCAGUCCCGGCCCAGGGUCCGGUGGAGGCGCCGCUGCUGGGGGCUGCAGGGGAGGAGGCCGCAUCCCCCUCAUCUUCCGUCUCCCCUGGCGCCCCCUCUGCCUCUGCGGAGUGUUUGCCCCAGGAGGCACUUGUUGUGCUGAUGGCUGACCUGGUGGCGUUCCUGCUGGUCAAGUAUCGCACCGGGCAGCCGACCUCCGAGGCGGAGAUGCUGAGUACGGUCUUCCAGGAGCAUGGGGACCACUUCCCCGUGGUCUUCAGCCUCGUUUGCGAGUGCAUGCUGCUGGUGUUUGGCUUGGAUGUGAAGGAGGUGGGGCCCCGCGAGCGCACCUACGUCCUGGUCCCCACCUUGGGCCUCACCUGGGAUGCAAUGCUGAGCAACGGGCAGCACAGGCCCGAGGCCGGCCUCCUGGUGCUGGUCCUGACCAUGAUCACCCUGUUCGGUGACCGCAUCCCUGCGGAGGAGGUGUGGGGAGUGCUUGGCAACCUGGGGAUGUCUGCCGGGAGGGAGCUGCUCACCAAAGUGUGGGUGCAAACGGGCUACCUGCAGUACCGGCAGGUGCCCCACAGCGACCCUGCCCGCUACGAGUUCCUGUGGGGUCCCCGGGCCUACGCGGAGACCAGCAAGUGGCAGGUCCUGCAGCAUCUGCUCAGUGUUUGUAGCAUGGAUCCCAGGUCCUUCCCAUCGCUGUCUGCAGAGGGUGUGAGCGACGAGGAGGAGGGAGCAGCAGCCAGGCCCGCGCCCAGCAGCUUCUCCCGUGGGGCGGGAAGGGAGGCUGGUCCUUCACUCUGA